GCGGAACGGCUUGUGUGGCCUCGGCACCGAUCUCCACCACCAGCUGGCCAACCCGCCGCCACCUUCGGCGGCUAACAAGCCAUGAGCAAGCGAGCUAAGAGGACAAGCUCGGUGCCGCUGACCGCCAUGGCGGGUUCUGGCUUCCUCAAGUUCAGGGUAGACUACGAGAACAACAAGGACCUUCCCGUCGGCGAGGGAGUCCACUCCGACAUAGUCUCCGCCGGCGGGCAUCUCUGGAGGAUCGAGUGUUACCCGAAUGGAAUCGGAACACUGGCUGGCGGAGAGCUCUCUCUCUUCUUCAAGCACAUGAGCAAAUCCGGAACCGGCAGGGUCGAGGGCAUAUUCGAGGCUUUCUUGAUGGACAGGGAUGGCGUUCCAUCCACCACGGCUGUCGGAAGGACAGAUGUGUUCAAGCUCGCCGGCAACGCCAGCGGGAAAUGCGACAACCGGGGAUGGAUUUGGUUUGUGAAUCGGACGGAUUUGGAGGAGAACUAUGUGAAGGAUGGACACAUCACUUUUGUCUGCGCCAUAUUGGUGAUAAGUGACAGCCCUAUUCCUGUGCCAUCUUCAGACAUUGGUAUCCAUCUCGGCAGUCUGCUGGACCGCGUGGAGGGGACUGAUGUAUCAUUCACCAUUGAUGGCGAGACAUUCCUUGCGCACCGAGCGCUGCUUGCUGCUCGCUCACCGGUCUUCAGGGCAGAGCUCUUCGGUUCCAUGGCAGAGGCAAAAAUGCCGUCCAUCACGCUGCAUGACAUCACACCUGCUGCAUUCAGAGUUAUGCUUCAGUUUGUGUACACAGAUGCCUUGCCCGGAGAAGACGAGCUUGGGGACUCGCCAGUUGAGAUGUUUCAGGACCUACUUGCUGUGGCUGACCGGUAUGCACUAGACCGGCUAAAGCUUAUGUGUGCCCAGAAGUUAUGGGAUAAUCUGUCGGUCGAUACAGUUGCAACUACUUUAGCCUUCGCCGAGACGUACAAUUGCCAGGAGUUGAAAGACAUAUGCUUUGAUUUCUUUGCACUGGAGAAAAAUUUCAAGGAAGCUGCGUUCACUGAUGGUUUUGCAUUGUUGCUGCAGAAAUACCCGUGUAUUUGUGCUGAGCUGAAAGAGAAGGUUAAGACAUAAUAUAGCCUGAUCCAUCUACAUGUUAUAGUUCAGUUAUUCUAGCAUAGCCCCAGGAUGGUGUUUUGAAACAUUAGUGAGUGCACAUUGAUUGUGACUUAGUAUCCCAUCUUGUAUUUGAUGAAAUGCAGCCUGAUCUUAAAUUCAUCUUCUUUUACAAAAUCCUACUCUUCUUCUUGUAGCGAUGUGCUAAGUAGCUGAUAAGUGAUAAUGAUGAGGGAGGUGUGCUGGAGAACUGUUCAGAACAGCUGAGAUGCUAGGCUAAGGAGUUUAUGCCAAAUUAGUAACCCAUGCAUCUGCUUUUCUUUUCUCUAGGACAUAUCAUGUCUUGAAUCCUUCAAGAUGUUUACUUUUGGUAUGUUGAUGAUACGACUAUCUAGCUAUCUGUAGUCAUAGCCCCAUGUGAAACUACGUGAUCACUGCAAAUCAUGUGAGAACAAGUUGCAUCCGAGUACUGGAAAUUUUGCAUACAAAAAUUCUAACCGCUUGUAUACUUUAGCCCAGAGAUGCACCUCCAUAUGUUGUACUUCGUUAGGCACAUAUGGCACUAUGUUAUUGUGUGUCUGAAACACGUGUGAACGCUAAGUUGCUAACAGAUGUCUUUUGAAGAAGCAAUAUUGGAACAUGAAGUUGUCUCUUCUCAAAAAAUUCUGAUUCUUCGCCAUUGAGGGUACACCGGUACAGUUGCCCUUUUCUAUGCUUCAUGCUCUAUUCCUCCUGCCUUCUACCGCACCUUUGUCUAGCGCCCGCUGACGUUCCAUAGGGGAUGAAGCAGUUUUCCCCAAAUUGAAGCAUGUGGGAACAGCAAGGCCGCUGCCGGAGGGCUCCCUGUUUUGUGCGCCGAUUGCUGGAUUCAGGGCCAUGUGCUGGUCGCGACCCU
This is a messenger RNA of Lolium rigidum, 1999 nucleotides long. Its product is annotated as BTB/POZ and MATH domain-containing protein 1-like. The transcript is spliced from 2 exons. Gene Ontology annotation, molecular function: protein binding. NCBI's taxonomy places the organism in Eukaryota, Viridiplantae, Streptophyta, Magnoliopsida, Poales, Poaceae. Gene Ontology annotation, biological process: protein ubiquitination. Bases 82 to 1122 code for a protein of 346 amino acids. The record is from RefSeq and is a predicted model, not a curated record.